AUGCUGACCCAGGACGCUUGGCAGACGGUUGACGAAGCCGCUUUUCUAUUCACAUCUAUGGAGAGAUCUUGCCAGGUCCAACUUUUAGCAGAAGCAGCAGCGGCAAAUGGCCUACCGAAGGUUCUGAUUACGGAUGAAGAAGCCGACUUCAACUUCGAUGUAGAGAGCGACCCAGAGAUUUGCUACUGCGAGUUCCAGGUGUACUAUGACCUGGAGGAGGAGUUAUCCAAGGGAGAUUUCAAGAAAUAA
Molecule: messenger RNA, 249 nt
Organism: Colletotrichum chrysophilum
Lineage: Eukaryota; Fungi; Ascomycota; Sordariomycetes; Glomerellales; Glomerellaceae
Exons: 2
Coding region: 1-249 (82 amino acids)
Source: RefSeq, a predicted model, not a curated record